This is a messenger RNA of Dimorphilus gyrociliatus, 2585 nucleotides long. The record is from the annotation of a GenBank genome assembly. NCBI's taxonomy places the organism in Eukaryota, Metazoa, Annelida, Polychaeta, Dinophilidae.
AUUCAACACCUCGAUUUUAAAGUGCCUCGCAGAAAUUCGGUUCUAGCCGAAUAUCUAAAUCUCUUUCAGCUAGUAAUGACCGCCUAAUAAUAGAAAAAUUUUCUUCUAGUUAGAUACUUUGUUUUUUCACUUUGCUUUUUCACCUUUAUAAUCAAUGACUUACAAACUGAAAUAGAUAAACAAAUCUGACUUUCAUCAUGUCUCUACGUUUCAAUGAUCAACACAUGCAAAAUUAUGCAAAAACUGAUUCAAACGUGGAUAUGGAAGGCAUAUUAUAUAUAGCCGAAAAAAAAUGGAUUGGUAAAGGAGAAAACAAAGUCAAAAGAUAUUUUAAAUUAAAAGGAAAUUUACUGUUCUACUUUAAGAAUGAAAAUCCUGACAGUGAACCUCUAGGUCUCUUUGUUUUGGAAAAUUAUUAUAUAGAAUUAGACAAUGAUGAAGCUAGUGAAUAUUACGCAUUCGUAAUAAAAUUUUCAUACGGAAGCAUGCUUGAAACUGUUAAGCUAUUUACUAGAAUUUCAAAAGAGAGAGAUGAAUGGAUGAAUCGCCUAUUGCAAGCCGGUUGUGAAUACUUAUCACUCCAGAUUGAGGACGCUGAGAGUCGUCUGGAACAGUUCAACCCAAAUAUGGAAAGUUCACUACCGGGUUCAAAAAUUUAUAAUCUCAGAGUAAAAUGUGAAAAUUUACCUCACAAGUUUUCCGAGUUCCCGUCCACUUACCUCACUAUAAUGGCUUUAGACGGAUGCUGGAAAUUUGUAGGCAGAACUGAAACCGUUGAAAAAAGCAUUAGUCCUGUUUACAGGAAACCAAUAGCCAUUCCAGAAAUCCCCUUUGAAAAUAUGUUGAAAUUCACUAUUUAUUCAGUUCGCGAAGAAUUUCAAGAAGUUAAAGUCGAAAUUAGUUUUGCUCUUUUAUCUCUAGAUGAAAUCGAUAAAGAUUUUAGAGAAUUCUCAAUGGAUUGCUCAACUGACUUUCAUUGGGAGGAUAAUAAAACUAAACUAUUCGUUGCCAUGUCGAAAAUAGGAGAAAAUAAUGAAGGAAAGGUUGAAGCCAGCUGUGAUUAUUCGAAUUUCCAGAUAUCAAAUGAAGUUAUCUAUGCUAACCCAAUUUGCGAAACAUUUGACUUUGAAUCAGUUACUGCAACUGACUUUAUGUAUGAAAGUCGAUUAACGUUCAAUCUACCGGCUCUAUAUUUAAAAAGGUUAAUAAGCAAAGAAAACGGAUGUCUAGAAUAUUUGAAACGUAUAGAUAAGGUGGUUUCGUUUGUAUUAGACUGUAUAAUGUCAUCAGUCUCCUGUUAUGAACAGGAAGUUACCAAAUACGAAAAAGAAAAGUCAUUUUUUAAAAAAAGUACUGCCAAAGCCGAUUCAAAUAAAGCAUUUGCUCCAGUCAAUUUACACCUGGAACGUUUGAUGGUCAGGGAAAAUAAUCAUACCGAAUUUUAUGAUAUUUGGACCACUGGUGCCUUCACAGCAUAUUCAAUUGGUUAUGAAAAUGGAGGAUUACUGAGAUUGAUAGAAAAUUUCAAAAAAACUUCAGAGGGACAGGAACUUUUUAAAAUUCAUAAGAGAUAUUUGCUUUCAAAGAAACCUAUAAAUUCCCAAAUAUCCACAACCAAUUCAAACGAUGCAUUUACCCCUAGUGUGUAUGAACUCUUAACAAAUACCGUUGAACAAUUAAAUAGAAUAAGAAGACGUCGCGAUAUUGUAUUCAGCCAGGCACUUACCGCAGCUGUAUCGGCAAUUUAUUCUUGUCUUGUGCUGAAUCCUAAUCGUAAGGAAAUUAUCAAAGAAACCGGAUUCAUAUUAUACUUUGAAAGUUUUCUGACCUGCUUUGGAGAAGAGAAGAGCAUGUUAGAGGACUUUAUUCCCGCUCUAGAAGAUUUAGAAAGAUGUCAUAUUGUAAUUGAGAAAGGUCAAAAGAUUCACUACGAUAUAGAAAUUAAUGACGAUUUUGGCGGAAAUUUAUUAAUUUUAAAUAGUUUAGGAAGGGUCGGUGUUGUUAUAAGAUUCUAUUUGGCGGGAGACUUAUGGGAAAAUUGGAAAGAAUUAAGCGAUAAACUCAUUCCUUUGACUGUAAUUUUCUUUACACUUGGUAUAAACGAGAAAGCUAAAAUUGCAACUAACACGCAACUGCAAAGAGACUGCAAUGAAAUUACCAGGAAGAAAUUAGACACAUUUUACAACACAUAUAAGGGAAUUUUUCCCGAAAAGCUAUAUGAUCUUUUACGACAUUUGCAUUAUUGUAUGGUUAGUGAAGAUGAGUCGAAAUUGAUUAAAAUGUUCUAUUAUGGCAGCCAAAUUACACGAUUAUUGAAAGGUUUACACUUUGUAUCGUGCAAAAGUGGUAAGGAUAGAACAUCAAUGAGAGUAACGCUGAUACAGGCAGAAAUUUUAAAGGAGAUACAUUCCGUUAGCGAUGAUUUUCAAUCUAUAUUGAAUUGUUUAAGAGAACGAGGAUGCCGGAGGAACAAUACCGAAAAAAAUACUGGAGUAGCUAAAUAUGCUUUUAAUCUGAUUCAGGUUCAUUUUCUACCUGAUCUCUAUCAGCCUCCAAGAGGAACUUAUAAGAGUCUUGAAACGUGA